Dovyalis caffra is the source of this 2469-nucleotide messenger RNA. NCBI's taxonomy places the organism in Eukaryota, Viridiplantae, Streptophyta, Magnoliopsida, Malpighiales, Salicaceae. The record is from the annotation of a GenBank genome assembly.
AUGGAUCGGUAUUCUUCGAAUUAUAUAGCAUUCUCUUUAUUGGCAUUUAAGAGAAGUGAAGUCCCAUUAAAACCUUCGAGAAAGGAAGACAAAAAGGAAGAGGAAAAAGAAGCAAUGACGAUCAAACCGGCUGUUCGAAUUUCGGACCGGAGAUUGAUCGUUAAAGACCGGACAAUAUUGACCGGUGUGCCGGACAAUGUGGUAGCAACAUCCGCCACAAGUUCAGGCCCGGUCGAGGGAGUGUUUCUAGGUGCUGUUUUGGAUCAAGAAAAUAGUAGACACGUGGUUUCUUUGGGUGCUCUACGCGAUGUCCGGUUCAUGGCUUGUUUCCGGUUCAAGCUAUGGUGGAUGGCUCAAAAAAUGGGGGAUCAAGGGAGAGAUAUCCCUCUAGAGACACAGUUUUUAUUAGUUGCAACUAAAGACGGGUCCCAUCUUGAGUCGGACGGUGGAGAUGAAGAGAAUCAGAUUGUUUACACUGUUUUUCUGCCGUUGAUUGAAGGGUCAUUUAGGGCUUGUUUGCAGGGCAACGUUAACGAUGAGCUCGAACUCUGUCUGGAAAGUGGAGACGGAGAGACUAAAACGUCGUCGUUCACUCAUUCUUUGUUCAUUCAUGCUGGGACGGAUCCGUUUGGGACAAUAACGGAGGCUGUUAGAGGCGUUAAGUUGCAUCUGAAGACUUUUCGUCAACGGCAUGAGAAAAGAUUGCCUGGAAUUGUUGAUUAUUUUGGCUGGUGUACCUGGGAUGCCUUCUAUCAAGAGGUGACACAAGAAGGGGUAGAAGCUGGGCUUCAAAGUUUAGCUUCCGGCGGUACCCCACCAAAGUUUGUGAUCAUCGACGAUGGAUGGCAAUCAGUUGGUGGUGACCCACAAGAGGAAAUCAACGAUCAAGAUGAGAAGAAACAAAAUGGGCAGCCGUUGCUUAGGUUGACUGGGAUCAAAGAAAAUGCAAAAUUCCAAAAGAAAGACGAUCCAACAACGGGGAUUAAGAGCAUCGUGAACAUAGCAAAACAAAAACAUGGGUUGAAAUACGUGUAUGUGUGGCAUGCUAUUACUGGUUAUUGGGGUGGGGUGAGGCCAGGAGUUACGGAUAUGGAGGAAUAUGGGUCAAUGAUGAAGUAUCCGAUGCUGUCUAAGGGAGUGGUCGAGAAUGAGCCUACAUGGAAAAACGAUGCAAUAGCAGUGCAGGGAUUAGGGUUAGUGAAUCCGAAAAAUGUGUACAAGUUUUACAACGAGCUGCAUAGUUAUUUGGCAGCAGCUGGUAUUGAUGGGGUUAAAGUGGAUGCGCAAUGUAUUUUGGAGACUCUUGGUGCUGGUUUAGGUGGUAGGGUUGAGUUGACUAGGCAGUAUCAUCAAGCCCUCGAUGCUUCUGUUGCCAGGAACUUCCCUGACAAUGGCUGCAUUGCUUGCAUGAGCCAUAAUACCGAUGCUUUGUACUGCUCCAAACAAACGGCAGUGGUGAGAGCAUCGGAUGAUUUCUACCCGCGUGAUCCAGUAUCGCACACCAUCCACAUAGCAGCAGUUGCAUAUAACAGUGUUUUCUUGGGAGAGUUCAUGCAGCCUGAUUGGGACAUGUUCCAUUCUCUACACCCAGCUGCAGAGUAUCAUGCUUCUGCUAGGGCUAUUAGUGGUGGGCCGAUCUAUGUUAGUGAUGCACCUGGGAAGCACAACUUUGAGCUACUAAAGAAGUUGGUACUUCCUGAUGGGUCUAUUCUUCGAGCCCGUUUGCCCGGAAGGCCCACCCGUGACUGCUUGUUCUCCGACCCGGCCCGUGAUGGCGUUAGCUUAUUGAAAAUAUGGAACAUGAACAAGUUCACAGGGGUUCUUGGUGUGUACAAUUGCCAAGGAGCAGCUUGGAACAGCACUGAAAGAAAGAACACAUUCCACCAAACCAAAACUGAGGCCCUAACAGGAGUCAUCAGGGGCCGUGAUGUCCACCUCAUCGCCGACGCCGCCACGGACCCCAAUUGGGAUGGCAACUGUGCUGUCUAUUGUCACCGGACCGGAGAACUUAUCACCCUCCCAUACAAUGCAGCAUUGCCAGUGUCACUCAAAGUACUUGAGCAUGACAUAUUCACAGUCACACCCAUCAAGGUCUUGGCACCUGGGUUCCGGUUUGCACCGUUGGGGCUAACUAACAUGUUCAAUGCUGGUGGAGCCAUCGAGGGGCUAAAGUAUGAAGUGAAAGGCGGUGCUGAAUUAUCAGAGCUUGAUGAUGGAUGCAAGGGUGAAAGUGGUGGUGUGAGUGAAGAGAGGGUGGAGAACCGUAGUGAUGAAUUGGUAGGGAAAGUUUGCAUGGAGGUUCAAGGGUGUGGCAGGUUUGGUGCUUAUUCAUCUGCUAAGCCAAGGAAGUGCAUUGUGGACUCAAAUGUGGUUGAUUUUGUGUAUGAUUCGAAUUCCGGGUUGGUUGGUUUUAGCUUGGAUAGCUUGCCUGAGGAGGGCAAACUUCAUGUAGUUGAGAUUGAGUUAUAG